AAAGAAAUUAAUUCGUACUUUCCAGUAAAUAAAUCAUUCUGCUGCAUGUAUAUAAAAUAAAAGUAAGAUCUAUGAUGUAUAUCAACUGCUUUUGUUUCCUAGUUAAUUCCCGUAUCCUUCCUUUGUUUGCAUCGAACCUGAACAGAAGCUGGACCUCUACAAUGGUCCAAAUCAACAAAAUCUCUUAUAAAUACCGUAACAUGCUGCCUCCUCAUCACAACAUGUACAUUGCACGUACCAUCCUAUAAGCCACAUAAAAAACCUUCAUACAACUACUGAUGGCUGUGCUUGGGAUUGGAGAAAUCCUUGUAGCGGUUCUUCUUUUCGUUGUAAUCCGCUAUUGGAGGCUCAAUAGGCAUACCCCAAUUGUCAAGUGGCCCAUUCUUGGGAUGCUACCUUCUCUUCUUCUCAACGUUCCCACCAUCUUUGAUUAUAUCACUUCUCUUUCGAAACAAGAAAGAGGUUCUUUCAUGUUUGAAGGACCUUGGUUUUUAAACAUGAACAUUUUUGUCACCAGCGACCCUAUGAAUGUGCAACACAUCACAAGCACAAAGUUUGAGAACUUUGGGAAGGGUGAUGAUUUUAGAGACAUUUUUGAGGUGCUGGGAGAUGGGAUUUUUAGGUCCGAUUCCCAGCUAUGGAAGUAUAACAGAACUAUACUUCAUUCAGCUUUUAAACAGCCAAGUUUUCGGUUGUUCACUCACAAAACCAUUGAGAAAAAGAUUGAGAGUUGUCUGCUUCCAGUUCUUGAUCAUGCAUGCAAAGCAGGAAUGGAAGUGGACCUACAAGAACUUUUUCAAAGGUUAACCUUUGACAACAUUUGCUCUGUGGUUCUAGGAUUUGAUCCUAAUUGCCUUUCCAUUGAAUUCCCAGAAGUUGCAGGUGAGAAAGCCUUCACAGAAAUAGAGAAUGUCCUGCUUUACAGACACAUCAUGCCAAGAUGUUUACGGAAGCUGCUGAAAUGGCUUCAAGUUGGAAUAGAGAAGAAGCACAAACAAAGCCAGGAAAUCAUUGACCAAAUGUUGUAUGAACAAAUCACCACAUCCAAAUUCAAAAUGCUAAGCCAAAGUAGAACCCAAGCAGAUGACUCGCAAUAUAGCUUGCUAAAUGUUCUUAUGAAUAAUGAAUCAGGAAAGGAGAAAGUAGAUGACAAGUUUCUGAGAGACACAGCAAUAAAUCUCCUUGCCGCUGGGAGAGACACCAUUAGUUCAGGUCUCACUUGGUUUUUCUGGCUGGUGGCAACACACCCAUCUGUGGAAGCCAAGAUUCUUGAAGAGAUCCAAGAAAAUUUGCCACAAAUUAAAGGUAAUUGGAAGGAUUUAGGUGUGGAAGGGCUUGGCAAGUUGGUUUACCUCCAUGCAGCAGUGAGUGAAGCCUUGAGGCUUUAUCCUCCAGUGCCUUUGGAGCACAAGUGUGCAUUAAAAUCUGAUGUGCUUCCAAGUGGUCAUAGGAUUGAUGCAAAAACCAUGAUUAUAUACUCUCUAUACUCAAUGGGAAGGAUGGAGGAAAUAUGGGGAAAUGAUUGCUUGAAAUUUAGACCAGAGAGGUGGAUUUCUAAGGGAGGAGGGAUCAUUCAAGUACCCUCUUAUAAGUUCAUCGCUUUCAAUGCAGGACCUAGAAGUUGUUUGGGUAAGAACAUAAGCUUCAAUGAGAUAAAGAUGAUUGCUGCUGCGGUAUUAUGGAAUUUUCAGAUCCACUUGGUGGAAGGUCACCCCAUAUCCCCAAGUAUCUCCAUUAUCCUUCAUAUGAAACAUGGCUUGAAGGUUAUAGUGACAAAAAGAAGCAUUGGAACAUAACAAGGGAUCUCAGUUCAAAGAAACUUCUUCUGGGUGUUCGUCUUCUGCGUGUAUGCAAGGUCUCUUUGAACCUUUUUUAAAUAUAAUUU
Cajanus cajan (pigeon pea) is the source of this 1885-nucleotide messenger RNA. Its product is annotated as alkane hydroxylase MAH1. Gene Ontology annotation, molecular function: iron ion binding; oxidoreductase activity, acting on paired donors, with incorporation or reduction of molecular oxygen; heme binding. NCBI's taxonomy places the organism in Eukaryota, Viridiplantae, Streptophyta, Magnoliopsida, Fabales, Fabaceae. The record is from RefSeq and is a predicted model, not a curated record.